GUUGAUAGCUAAUUUUACACUCAUUUCGUUGUUUCUCGUUAUAUGUGCUUCACAUACAAAGUUAGUUUUUUUUUAUAUAUAAAUAAGAGGUUCGGGAACAUUCGUUUCCCUGUCUUUUGUGAUCUACAUACUAUUUACUCUUUCUUAUUGGAUCCUUCUGUUCAAUACUUCUUGAUUGACCAUCCACUAAUUCUUCUUAUGAGCAUACAAGGAAAUAAUUCGAGCAGAAUGACAAGUAAUACACAGAUUUAUUCGCCAGAAGAAACUUUAACUGAUAUUUUAGCGAGGUUACCUGUGAAAUCACUUUUGCGAUUCAAACGUGUAUGUAAAAGAUGGUGUGAUCUAAUCAAAAGUGUGCGUUUUAUCAGAAAGCACUGUGAUAGCCCAGGCAAUCGUACCCGUCCAGUGGUUUGCAAGUUCGGUGUUGACUACAACCAUGAGCCUGAGCCUCUAAGGGCUUUUAAUUUCUACGUGCUCCCUGAGAAAAUAUUCGCGGGCAUUGUCCCUACUCAUCACAGGCUUUAUCGUUGCGAAGGAGUUACGGAUUUCAGAUGUAUUUAUGGUCCGGUUGAUGGCCUAUUCGUAUUAGAGAAUGGGCAUUAUUUAGACAAUGUUCGGUUUUGUUGGUGGAAUCCUGCAACUAAAGAGUGUAGGCUUAUGCCCAAGUUUAAUUUCGAGCUUGACCUGUUUUUUGAAGAUCACAGCCGGACAGCUGGGAUGGGAUUAGACCUGGUCAAUAACGACUAUAAAUUUUUAUGGAUUCGAGUAUUUUACAAUGAUGAGAAAAGAGAGGUUUAUCCUAAGACGUAUGUUGCUCUUUAUUCGUUGAACAAUGACUCUUGGAAGGUUUUAGAUGAGCCUGAUUUAGCUUAUGACUGUGAAUUAUGUGUCACUUAAUUGCACGUAUUUGAACGGACUUCAUUAUUGGAUGUCCUUUACCAGGGACAAGGACAAUGAUGAUAACAACAUAUACGGCAUUAAAACGUUUGAUUUUGCAACUGAAUUAUUCGGGGAGAUGGAGCCUCCACCUAUUCCAGGGGAUCACUGGGGGACUUUAAUGUUACGCGGUGGCUCUCUUGCAGCUAUGUCUUGUAGUGAUACCUCACAGCCUAUGACGUCCAUUUAUGAUAUAUGGGUAAGGAUCGGAGCGAAUAAUUGGAUCAAAGUUUUUUCUGUAAAUCCUCCGAUAUCAUGGCAUUUUGCUCUCGGCGUGUGGGAUUAUGAUAAGUUCAUUUACGAGCUAACCCAAACUAACAAGAUGGUUUUAUAUGACCAUAGUACUAAAAAAGUUACAAGUCUUGGAUUUGAUCAUUUUCAGCGUUUAAGCUCCAGCUUCUGUUGGCCUCUGUAUUAUAAGGAGAGCAUAGUUCCAAUAAAGAGAAAAGAACCGACUGAGUACGAUCAUGCUGAAUACUUUUUCACAAAGUAUCGAUAAUCAAACACGAGAUGUGAGCGUUCAAGGACAAAUUCAACAGCGAUCAGCCUAAUUAAAGCGGUGGAAGAAAAAAGAGGCAGAAAAUAUAUGAGAACAUAGCAAUGUAAAUAUAGUGGUUAAAUGUGCUUGUUGCUGGAUACUACUGAUUGUAUAACUCUUGGGAUAAAGAUUUUGUUCAUUCAUAAGUUUUCCCACUCC
Molecule: messenger RNA, 1633 nt
Organism: Capsicum annuum
Lineage: Eukaryota; Viridiplantae; Streptophyta; Magnoliopsida; Solanales; Solanaceae
Product: putative F-box protein At3g47150
Exons: 2
Coding region: 43-897 (284 amino acids)
Molecular function (GO): protein binding
Source: RefSeq, a predicted model, not a curated record